Molecule: messenger RNA, 840 nt
Organism: Penicillium expansum
Lineage: Eukaryota; Fungi; Ascomycota; Eurotiomycetes; Eurotiales; Aspergillaceae
Exons: 5
Coding region: 1-840 (279 amino acids)
Biological process (GO): mycotoxin biosynthetic process
Source: RefSeq, a predicted model, not a curated record
AUGUCACGGCUGUCCAAAGUGAAGGAGUUUGCACCACAAAUGCCCCUGUCUACGGUCGUUUUUGAAGAGAUCCCGGAACUGUAUGAAGCACCCUCGCGAGAAAGUGACGCCUACUGGGACUCAUUGGUACCACCCGGCAAGGGUUUUGUUCAGAUUCCCAACCCUGAAGACUAUAACCUCAAGCCUGGGAUCCUCACCCAGACUAGCGUUGAACGAUAUUCUGUAACAAUGUAUCACGAGCUCCACUGCCUGGCCCUUCUCCGCAGGUAUUACUGGCAUCUAGUGGACGCCGUGAGUAAUGGCUGGCACGAAGAUGCUCGGCAGGAAAUGGUUCGUGAACAACUGUAUAAUCACCAUCCGCAUCACUGCUUUGCAUACCUGGCGCAGGGUAUCAUGUGCAAUGCUGAUCUAACUAUGGAGUGGGCGAGGGUGGAGAAGGAUGGACGGCGUUUCCAGGUGGAGGGGUGGGGGAUUCCCCAUCAUCAGUGCAAGGAUCCAAAGGCUGUCAAUAUGCUCUCAGACAAAGAAAAGCUUGAGACAUAUCUUCAACGGAAUGGGCAAACUCUCUACAUCUGUCUUCAACGGAUCGACUUCUCUGGCAUUCUGCGCGCGCGAUUCGUUCCCGUUGCUCGAUGCGUGCAGAUUGCUCAAGGCAAUGAGGAAUAUAUUAUUCCACAAGUGAGCAUGAUCAUUACAGUCUCAACGGCACCGCAAUGCUUUCCGACUAGCAAUGACCUCGAGGUCUGGGUCCUUCGUCCCGACUGGUCUUCGUUACGUACAUGUGGCUUUAGAGAGAACAAUGCUUCCGUCAUGUGUUUCUUAGAACACAAAGAGGCCUAG